Messenger RNA from Leptopilina boulardi, 16621 nucleotides. Its product is annotated as protein PFC0760c. The transcript has 9 exons. Gene Ontology annotation, molecular function: DNA-binding transcription factor activity, RNA polymerase II-specific; RNA polymerase II cis-regulatory region sequence-specific DNA binding. Lineage: Eukaryota; Metazoa; Arthropoda; Insecta; Hymenoptera; Figitidae. The record is from RefSeq and is a predicted model, not a curated record. Bases 653 to 15478 code for a protein of 4941 amino acids. Gene Ontology annotation, biological process: regulation of transcription by RNA polymerase II.
UGGUGUUGGGCUCUCAGUCGCUAAAGUUCGCUGCAUCGAGUCACAACUAACCAAGGGUUCAAAAUUUCAGGUCAGAGACAUUUUUCGUCUCUGUCUCUAUUUCUAUCUCUCUCUCUCUUUCUCUCUCAUUCUUUCUAUCUCUCCUAUAAUAUCGCUUUCGAUCCUCACCCGUGGUUCUCUUGCACGCAGCAGCAAGAUAAAAAAAAAAAUAAUUUCUUUUAUAAUAAAACAAAAAAGAAAAAGUAUAUAGGUGAUUUUUCGCGCGCCAAGGAGGCUGUGUGACAAAAAAAGAAAAAUUUUUUUUUUUCUAAACUGUGGCGCGAUGAGCGUCGGCCACAGUUGAAAACCAUACCGUACGGUUUCCGUCGGAACGGGGUUGGGUCCCUAGUGACAAGUGGUGAUGUGAGUGUUUUUUCUCGCGAGUUUUUUUUUGUGUGUCACACCUUAUUUUCUCAUAAGAAGGAAAAUUUUCUCUUUUUUUUUUGGAGAAAAACUACCAGUGACUGUGUGAAAAUACGCUCCUGAAAAAUCCUGAUUACGUAUACACAAACUACCUGCGGAGAGACGAGAAAAAUCCCAUCGACAACAAGAUGACACGUCCGUGGUUUUGGCUGAUGCCUAAAUGGUGGCUCUGAGGGGUCCCUAAGGAAGCAUGAGGGAACGAACACCCUCUGCCGAUGACACCCCAAAGAGGGCCCCACCAGCGCCACCUAGAGAAGCAGACGUUGCAGGCAACAAAGCGACAAAAGGAGGAGCAACUGAAUUCUAUUUAGGAAUUUCCUCAACGGCCAAUUGCAAAAAAAUGGUUGCAUCAACAAAUAAUUUAGAAGAUCAUGCUGUCAAUCAUGCAGCUAGUGUAAGCACUGAAAUUCGUCAGCAACAACAACAACAAACUCACGCUUGUAGAUCAGUUCCAACAGCGCAGGAUAAACGCAGUAGACUCAGUAAUGUGAUAAAUAAUCUCAGAAAAAAAGUACCUGAGACUAAAUGUGAAUUAUCCACAAAUAAAGAAGACGAUAGAAAUAGUGUUGAAAGAAAUUUGGAAACACUUGAAAAAUAUGUAAUGACUGUAUUAAAUGGCGUCAUUGAAGAGGAAAAGGAACGUGAAUCAAGUCAUGAAAAAUUUACAGUUACAACAAUAUUGAAUGAUAAUUCAAAAAAUGAGGAAGAUUCUUUAAAAAAAGAAGAUAAUUCCAAAGACUGUGAAAAUAGACUUGAAUCAUUUGUACCUGUUAGUAAUGAAGGGAAAAAAGACAAUCUUAUUCAAAAAUUAUGUUCAAAUGAAGAAAAUUUAAUUGAUGAUGAAAAAAAGUUUAAUAAUGAAGAACAUCGAACACUUGGAGGAAUAAUUAUGGAUAGAUUGUCUGAACAUCAAGAUUUGGUACAAAUAGAAGAAAAAGAUUUAAAUAAAACAUGCAAGGAACUUUUGGAUGAUCUUUUAAAUGAUGUUUUACAAAUGGUUCAUCAUGAUGGUGCCAAAGAUUCAUUAAAAAUGGAAAACAAUGAAAAAGAUCAAAAAUCCGAAAAUUUACCCACAAGUCUUCAUUGUAGUUUACCAUUGGAAAAAGUUGCCUCUGUACUUCAGACAUGUCAAACACAAGAAAUUUCACCAUCUUCUCAAAUUCCGAUAAAAACAUCAACUAAACCACCAUCACCCACUGUUCGACAUCUUUGUCUUUAUUGUGAUCGUAAAUUCUCUUCAAUUUCAUUAAGACAAAGGCACACCGAAAGAGUUCAUCAAUUUAAAGGUGGAAGACGAUCUGAACGUAACAAUAGAAAACCAUCUCUAAAUUGUCAAUAUUGCUCUGACAAAAGUGUUGACAAUUUAGAUAAUUUAUUUCAACAUAUGAUUGGAAAUCACAAUGAUAAAUAUCACGCUUGUCUUCAAUGUAUCACUAGAUAUCUAUCAAAAGAGGCUCUCACCAAUCACAUGAACGAGAUUCAUAAUUUGGAUAGAACAAGUUCAACACAAGAAAGCGUUAAAGAAACAUCAAAGGAAUUGGUUUUAUCACCUCGGGAAAAAAUUGAAACAAAAGAAAAGAAAAUUGAAGAGAAAUCUGAUUUUCAUGAAAAUAAUUCAACAAUAGUCAACAAUAUUCCAUUAAACAAAGAACUAUUAAGUAAUCCAGCUAGUCCCGAAUUUGACAGUUCAUUUUACAGUAGCGUGAGUUGUAAUAUUCGUGAUAAUCUUCUACAUCAUUUAGAUGGAAAACUACAAAAAAAUUCCACUUCCUCUUCAAAUUCUUCCACAUUAGAUGUAAAAUCCCCAACGACAACAACAUUAUAUGAACCAAAUCAAGUUCAAUUUCCCAUUGAUAUUUCCCUCACGGCCGUGACGCCAGUCUAUAAUAAAGAUUAUUCAAAGGAAAAAUUGGAAAACUCAAGUGAAUAUGCACAAAAGCCGAGAAAAAAUUUUAAAUCACAUCCACGUCGUGUGUCAUUUGAAAAAUAUAAUUUUCCCCGUAAAUACGAUGGUAAAGAACAAUGGAAAUGUUCAAUAAAAGAUUUAAGUAAAUUUGAUAUUUCCACACAGUUGUCUCUUCGUAAGAAACAGCAGCUAAUCAAAGAACGUGAUAAUUUAAAUAGGUUGAAUCAAAUAACAAAUUUUUCAAAUACAAAGUCAGAUAUUAUUCCAACAGAUAUUGAGUCAAAUUCAAGUUCUAGUCGUAUUGAUAAAAAUUCCGAUGAUGAUAAUACCAAAGUAGAAGAUUCUUUUGAAAAUAAUCAACAUAUUAAAAAAACAACAGAAAUUGAAUUAACAGCCGAUAGUACAAUUGAAUUUGCCCAUUAUCUAAGGCUUAAAAAAUUGGAUGAAUCUGGCGAUAAUAAUGGAAAUGGAAAUAAUAUUCAUUACGCUGAACUCACUGGCGAAUGGUCCAGACCAAGAAUUUAUAUAUGUAGAGCCUGCGGUGCAAAAUAUGAAACACUAAAGGAAAUGGAAGACCACAAAAUAGCAACGCAUCCAAAUGUGUGGUGUUCUCAUUAUGAAUUUGCUGGUGAUCAAUUGGAACUUUAUAAACAUCUCAUUCUACCAGAAAAAAAUCAAACAACCACAAAAUCUAACACAGUGUCAUUGGAAAAAACUUGUACCAAGUGCUCGAAAAAUUGUACCACUUUAGCUGAAUUUCAUAAACAUAUGUUGGAAUGUGGUGGUGAUCAAACAUGGCUCCUGGGACUCUUUGGUAAUGGAAAGAAAAAAUGUAAAUGGCGACCAUUUGGCAGUCGUAGUAGAAGACGUCGUAAUCGUGGAAUGAAAAGAAAUAUUCAAAAUUCACAAACUCCAAGGGUCUACAUUCCAAAGGAGAAACAACCAUCAGGACCUCGUGUUCGACCAAGUGAUCACGAAAGUAUUCAAAAAAUGCUUGCCAAUCUACCACCAAAACGAGCAACUCGAAAAGUCUUACAGGAAAGUGCUGCACGUUCUCAGGGUCGAUUGCGAAAUGUUCAAACAAAAGCGAGAUCAAACCUAGUCGAUAAUUCUUCAACUCGUCUUUCACGCAAUAAGGCAGCUCUACGUAACAAAUUAUUGAAAAAUGCAAAAUCCUUUCAACGAAAACGAUGUCGAAAUGAUAAUAUUUCAGCAGCGAUUGAAACAGUUGUUAAUAAUUACAAUGCAGAAAAACAUUCGGAUGAGAAGAUGAACAAAAAUAUCGAAUCACAAGAAACAAAUAAAAGUGAUGCAACAAAAAAUGAAUCCAACACUCGUUCAACAAAAGUUAUAAAAAAUAUCAAAGUCAUCAGCAAGAAGAAAAAUAUUAAAUCAAAACAAGCACUAAUCCGACGUGUUCAACAAUCAAAAAUUCGUGGGAUCAAGUCAAAAAAUACAGGAGAAAAAAUAAUUGACUCAAAAUUAGAUGGAGUAGUUCAAGUUUCAAUUAGACGAUCUUCUAAGGAUGAAAUUAAUAAAAUCGAUAAUGAUAAAUCAGAAACUGAAACUUUAUCAACUAGAAAAAAGAAAACAUCAAAUCCAGUUGUAUCUUUAAAUGCAUCGAUAAAAGCAAAAGCACAAUUAAGAACAAUUGAUGGUAAAUUUGCUCGAGGUUCUGUAAAAAAUUCCAAAACCAAUCAAUCUUCCAAUGAAUCGCAAAUAAAGAAAAAAAUUUCCAUCACUGCUGGUCGUUUUCUUCGAUCAAAACUCAAAGUCGCUCAAAAUUUAAUGAAAGACGCUGUAAAAACAUCAAGAAGAAAUUCAAGAUUAUCAACUGAUAAAAUCAUUACCACCGAAGUUGAAUCAAUUAAUGAAGAAACAACAAAAAAAGUGUCGAAUGAUUCAACAAAAAUUUUACGCACUUCUUCGAGAAAUUCAUCAAUAAAUAGAAAAGAAAUAAAUAAUGAAAAAUGUAUUGGUGUCAAAAAUAAAUUGGAAGAGGGAAAAGGAAAAAGACUGAAUAAAAUUGCAAAAAAAGCAAAUGAAUUGAAAGAAGAAAAUAUUGAACAACCAGAAAAUACAACACGAGGACGACCACGAAAAAGUUUACCUGGUAAAAUUACUGAAACUAAAAAUAUUACUCUAAGAAGACACAGUAGUACAAGUAUCAAGGUGAAUAAAGAAGAAAAUAUAAAUAGCGAGACAAAAAAUGAAGAUUUAGAAAAUAAGAAACAAAAACAAGAACAACUUUCACCUGAAAAUUCGCUAAAAAAUUUAAAAAAGAAUAUAAAAUCGAAAAAUUUUAAUAAAAAGACAAAAAUUACUUCUGAAAAAGAAAAAACUAUUUCUUCUCCUCCAGUUGUUGGAAAAAAAGAAAAAACUAACGCUAUGAGAAAAUCGCCAAGAAACGCCGAAAAAAAUAAUACAUCAAUUAAUAAAGAAUCCGAUAAAAUCGAAGUUGAUAACGAAAGUCCAAAAUUAACGGAAAUUUCAAAAAGUGAAACUGAAUCAACAACGGAAAAAGUAGAAAAAGAAAAAGAAGAAGAAGUUACAUGCGAAAUUAAAACAACUGAAAUAAAAGAAGAUGAAGUAAAAAAUAAAGAAAUCACAACUGAUGAAAUAAUUUCAAAAGUUCCUGAAACAUCAGACUUAAUUAAUUUUAGCCUCGAUCACAUUCAUCAAGAAUCAUGUAAUUCAAAUAUGGAUAGUGGCAAGGAAAAUUCAUUAGAAAUAUCGUUAAAUGUCGCUAAAUUAAAAGUAACACGCCAAAAGAAAACGAGAAAUUCACGAAAAGAAAGAACAUCAAAGAGAUCAUUAAACAAUGUAAUUGGAAUAUUAACUGAAGGUGUUAAUAUUCCAAUUGAAGCACAAGAAAGUGUUGUUCUAACUUUACAAACAUCACUCGAAGUCAAUAAUACUGAUAAUUCAUUUAAUAACGAUUCUGCUCGCUCUGAAAAUAAUCUCACAAAUGAUAAACCAUUGGAAAUUGCAAAUAAUUUAGAUUCAAGUAUUCAAAAUAAUUCAACAUCUAUGGAAAUAAAAGAAUCUAAAACAAAUGAAAAGAAAGAAGAAGAAGAACAACAACAACCAAAAGUUGAUGAAACUUCACCAACAACUGACAUUAUUUUAGAUCUUUCAAGGAGAAAACCAAAAGGUAAAGGAUCAUUUUUAGAAAGAAUUGUUUCUAAAAUUGCAAAAAAGAAAGAUGUUUUAUUAGAAAGUGAUGCUGGAUUUUCACUAGGAAAUGUAAAUUCAGAUUUAAAAAAUGUUUUAAACAACAUUGCUCCAAUUUUAUCGGAAAAUAUUUCUGAAAGUUCAGAAAAGAAAAAUGAAUCAAAUCCCGAAUGUCAGUCUGAAAAUGAAAAUAUAAACAUCAAUUUGAAUAAUUCUAUCGAUGAUGAUAAAAAAGAGGAAAAAUCAACACGAAAAUCAAAAAAGAGAUCAUUGGAAAUAAAUUCACCGAAGAAAAAUAAACGAAAAAUCACAACUCAAGUGCCAGAAGAAGAAAUUGAAGUGGAAAAAGAACUUAGUUUUGGAGAUAUCAUGUCCCUUGUUCACAAAUCUGAAGUUCCUGUUGAAGACAUUCCCGAAGAGCCAAUGAUUCCUGCAGAGGAUAAAACUAAUAAAAAUACAGAAGAUAGUAAAGAUAAUGAAAACCAUAAUGAAGUUUCAAAACAAAAUACAGAAUCUCCAAAGAAAUCAAAACGAAAACGAAAUUCUGAAAAUCAAGACGAAAUAAAUAAUUCUGAUUUGAAAAAAAUUGUUGAACCUCAAAAAAUAACACGCAAAUCAACACGAAAUUCACAAAAACAAGAUGAAGAAAUUCAAAAUGACGAAAUAGAUAAACUCUCCAAAAAUGGAACAAGAAAAUUAAACUCAACAAAUGAUUUAAAUUUAAAAAAUCAAUUUUCUGAAGAAAGUGAUGAUUCCGAAUGUGUUGAAACUAUGAAAAAGAAACAAUCCGAUAAAGAAAUUGACAAAGACACUGAUUCUGAAAUGUUCAAAGUGCCGAAUACUUUUACAAGUAAACGAUCAUCAAAACGAAAAUCUCUUCUCUUAAAUGAAACUUUAAAUAAUUCCGAUGAUUUAUUAUCCGAAGAUUCCAGUACCAGUGAAUCAACAUGUGAAGAAUCGCCAACUAAAUCAAUAAAAAGAAAAUAUUCUAAACGUAAACAAACAAUUGACACUCCAUCAGAAUCAGAAGACGAUAUGUCCACAGAUUCAUCUCUAACGAAAGAAAAUGAAAUUGAUGAAAGUCACAUUGGAAAACGUCAGAAAUUAGGAAGAAAAGCCAAACAAAAUAUUUCUUUAGUUGAUGAACAUAUUUUACUUCCCGAUGAUGAAACAUUAAUAAAUGACGAUGAAUCUUCAAAAGAAGAAGAGGCAAAUUUCACAGAAAAGAAACGACCAGGAAGAAAACCGAAAAAUCAAAAUUUAAUUCAACCUUCAAUUGAAACUUCUAAAAUAACAGGCGAUCAAAUAAUUUCAGAAAUUAUUCCAACUAUUCAAGUGGAGAAAAAGCGACCUGGUCGUAAACCGAAAAAAAUUCUCAAAGAGAGUAUUCAAUCGGAAAAAAUAAUUGAAGUAAAUAAUGAUAAAAAUGAGAUUUUCGAAAAACCCGAAGAGAAAUCAAGUGAAGAAAUAGAAACAUCUUUCGAGAAGACAGAAAUGCUCCAAAUUUCAGAAAGAAAACGUCCUGGAAGAAAACCUAAAAAAAAUCUUCUUGAUGAAAAUCCUCAACUUUCAAAUGAUGAAAUUCCAAUGCAAAUUGAAAUCCCAGAAGAAAAUGAAUUACUAAAAAUCGAAGAGAAAAAACGACCAGGAAGGAAACUUAAAAAAGAAAGCAAUAAUUCAUCGAUAACUGAUAUUUCAAAUAUUUCGGAGGAAAAAAAAAUUAACGACGAUAUAUUAAUCGAUCAAGAAGUAAAAUCUGAUUUGGAAACAAAAGAUGAUUCAAAAUUAACAGACAACAUAGAAGUUGAAAUAAAUUCUUCAAUUCCAGAAGAAUCAUUAGAAAAUCAAAUAGAAAAGAAACGACCUGGAAGAAAAGCAAAGAAAAUUGUAUCAGAAGAUGAAACUUCAUUGUUAAUUCGACAAAAUGAAACUACUAAAAAUGUAAAUGAAGAAAUAAAUGAGCAAUUAAAUAUUUCUAAAGAAUCGACAAUUGUACAAAUUGAUGAAACUAAAUUAGAAAAGAAAAAACCGGGAAGAAAGUCGAAAAAAGAUAUUUCCUUGUCUGAAGAUGAUCAAGAAUCCUCGACAAUAAUUAACAAUAAAAAUCAAGAAACGGAACAAUUAGAAAAAGAAGAUAAAUCAUUGGAUUCUAAUUUAGCAAAAUCAAUUGAAAAGAAACGACCAGGAAGAAAACCAAAAUUAAAAAUUCCAAUAGACGAUAUUUCUAUGGAUACAUCAUCAUCUUCAGAAGUCGUAGAAAAAAUAAAUGAUCAAAUUACAGAAAAAAUGGAUAAUUCCGAAAUUAUCGAUCAAAUUAAUUUUGACAAGAAACGUCCAAAACGAAAGUCAAAAAUUAUUCCUACAGAAGAAUUAAAUUCAAAGGACGAUUCAGUAAUUAUUAAAGACGACACAUUAGUUUCAAAUUCAUCAAUUCAUCAAGAGGAAAAGAAAAUUAACAUAGAAAUUAAUAAUUCUAAAGAAGAUCACGAAUUUGAAUCAACUGAAAGAAAAAAACUCGAACGUAAAGCAAAGAAAAAUAUCUCCUUAAUCGAUGAGCAUCUUAAUCUUUCUGAUGAUGUAUUUCCAGAAAUAGAAAAAGAAAUAAAUCCAAUAAAUUUCAUUGAAACAGAAAAAGUCGAAACAAAAAUCAUCGAAAAUGAUGUUCCAUUAGAAAGAAAACGUCCUGGAAGAAAAUCGAAGAAAAAUAUAUCCCUAAUUGAUGAACAUCUUGAUCUUUCCGAUGAUUUACCGCUACAAAAUGAAGAUCAAAAUUUAAAUAUUAAUCCAAUAGAAAUAAAUACAAAUGAAGAAUUGAAAAAAUUGGAACCUAUUGUUUCUUUAGAGAAAAAACGUCCGGGAAGAAAGCCAAAGAAAACAGUCACUGAACUUAAUUCUGAACAAAAUAAUUUAAUUUCCACAGAUGUUGAUCAAGUAUUAGAAGAAAAGGAAGAGAUUUCAAAAUCAAUUAUUGAAAAUGAAGAAAAAGAAAAGAAGAAACCAGGAAGAAAAUCUAAAAAAUCUUCUCUCCCUGAGGAUACUAUUACAAAUGAUAAAAUUGAAUUACAAGAAAAUAAAAUUGAAAAUCCACUUGAUAAUACUUCUCAACAAGAUGAAUUCACAGAAAGAAAACGUCCAGGACGUAAAUCGAAAAAAUACAUCUCUCUUUGUGAAGAACAUCUUGCUCUACCUGAUGAUGAAGAAAUUGAUCUUUCAGAAAUUUGUAAAAUUGAUGAAAUUAUUUCUGAUAAAGAACAAAAUGUGACAGAAGAAAAAAUAGAAAAUACAACAGAUCAAUCUGUGGAAAGAAAACAUUUUGGAAGAAAAGCUAAAAAAACUAUUUCUCUAAUUGAUGAACAUCUGGAAUUACCAAGCGAUAAUCCUAUUAAUAAUUCAACGAUCGAUUCUAUGAAUGAUACAAACGAAAUCACAGAAGAAAUAUUGGAUGAAUCGAAAAAUGAAUCCUUGGACAAAAAACGAAAUGCAUCUUCGGAUAGAAAACAAAAAACACCUAAAAAGAAAUUAUCUAAUCUUUUUUAUGAUGAGUCAAUUCACCAAAAGGACGAUUCUAAUGAAGUAAAGGAAAAUAAAAAUGAAAUAAUAAACAGCAAACUUGAAGUUAUUUCUUCAACAUUAGACAACAUUACAUCUAUUUUAGAAAAAGAAGUUUGUCAAAAAACAUCAACAAAUGAAGUUUUACAAUUUUCAUCAGAAAUCCCAAAAGAAAACGAUAAAAUCGAAAUAACGGAACAAAAUAUUUUCGAAAAAGAAUUAUCAAAUUCCAAAGAACAGGAAAUAUCUCUUGAACCAAAUUCUAAUCAAGAUCCACAAGAAUCAAAAGAAGCAACCGAUGAUUUUCAAACACCAAAAAAACGUCCUAUUGGAAAUUUUGCUGUAGUUCAUACAAAAACAGGUGAAAUUUUAAUUGUCGAGAAAAAGAAAAAAUUAACAAAAGAAGCUGCUAAAUUUUUCUGUGAUAUUUGUGCAACAAGUUUUACUCGUAGAAGUUCAUUAAAGAAACACAAUCUUUCUCAAUCGCAUCUCAUUCAAAUUCAACAUUCAGACAAGGAUCAAGAUAAAGAAAUUUCAUCUGUUAUUGAAGAGAAAAAUCUUGAUAAUCUUGAAAAAACAGAAAAAAUGGAUUUACAAAAUGAAAAUCCUGCCGAUAAUUUGGAUGUUUUAAAUCAACUUCUCGAUCAACAUUUUAAAGAAAAAGAUUCACAGGAAAAACAACAGCAACCACAAAUUCCAAUAAUAAUUCCAUUUGUUGAAAAACCAUUGCCAAUAGAACAGGAACAAGAAAAUAUGGACGAUGAUUUACUUGAUGAGGAGAUUUGCAAAAUUACCGAAAAUAUGACACACGAUGAAUAUGUAUUGACUGAUCAUAUUAGUCCCGUAUUUCCCGAGGCAGCUUCCACGCCAAUUAAAAAUUUAUCAUCAAAAAUAGAAUCCAGUGAAACAAAAGAGAAAAUUACUAAAAAAGAGAAAAAGAAAAGAAAUUUAGCUGAAGAACAUUUAGAUCUUGACACUCCUGAUCCAAUUUUAGAUGUCGAUUCACAAAGUUCUAUGGAAAAAUCAUCAAUAAAUGAAAAUUCAAAUUUAAUUCCUGACAAUUCUACAACUGAAAUUUUGAUAUCAAAAAUAUUAGAAAUUCCAAAUAAAACCAAUGAAACUGAAAAUAUUUUAGUUACACCUAAAGAAAAACGAAAACGUAAAGAAAAUUCUUCACACGAUGAAGAAAGUUUAGAAAGUGAAUCAUCAAUGAAACGUGGAUCAUUAAGAUCGACAAAAAAUCAAGAAAAAGAAAUUUCCCGACCAAAGAGAAAUCAAAAUAAACAAAAUUAUAAAGAAUACGAAUGUUAUGAUUUUGAUCAAGACGAUUUAGAAAUUGAAAUUUCAACAACAAAACGAGAAACUUUAAAAUCAAGAAAAAAUACUUCAACUCUAAAUUUAUCAAAAUCAAAAAAAAAUCAAGAUCUCACUGAAAAAUUAGAAAAAAAACAAGAUAAUAAAAAUACAAAUUUUUCCAUAGAUUCAUUAACACAAAAUUGUGAAAUUGAAACAAUUUCACCAGAAAUAAAUUCAAAAAUUCAAAAUUCAAACUCUAAAACUGAAUCAUUAUUUGACGAAGAGGAAAGUACGAAAUUAAAUUUUUUGAAUCUUACCGAAACAUUAAAAGUUCAAACUGAUCAAAUAAAUUGCAAUACAAAUAAUUCAAUAAAUACCGAAUUUGACAGUGACGAUAAUUCAUUAAAUACAGACAUGUCCGUGGAUAUACAAAAAUUACUCGAUGAUCCUGAAUUGAGUAUGGAUAACAAUAGUCUUCAACCUUAUAUACAAACUGAAUUUACUAAUAAUAUUUCACAAAAAGUUAUUGAAUUGAAUUCAGAACAAGAAAGUUUACCAUUGAUUAUUAAUAUUGAGAAUAAAAUUCAAAAUAAAUCACCAAAUGAUAAAAUUGAAAAUAAUCAGAAUGAAAAAAUUGAAGAAAGCAAAAUUGAAAGUGAAAAAAAUAAAAUUGAGGAAAAAGAAUCGAAAAUUGAAAAUGAAAACAAAAAGGAAGAAGAAGAAGAGACAAUUUCAAAAUCAGAAAAAACUACCCCAAAGGGACAAAAAGGGAAAUCAAAACAAAAGAAAGGAUCAAUUAAAAAUAAGAAAUCAAAUUUAAAUCACAAUGAAUUUAGUGAUAAUGAAGAUGCAUUAGAAUCACAAAGUAAAAAUAAAAUUGUUCGCAGUGUAUUUGGAAGAGUUUUUGCUGGUGAAAAAGUCGAUAAAGUUAGAGAGGUCCUUGACGAUUGGAAUUCAAAAUCAGAAAGUUCCGACAAUGAAUUAAAUCGUUCCAAAGAUGUUGAUUCACCAAAAUCAAGAAGAGAAUCAAAAAAGAAAGAAUCUAAUAAAAAAAAUUCAAAACAUCGAUCAAGAACAUCGUCAACAUCAACAAGUACAAGUGGAAAAUCAUCACAAAAAAGAAAAAAUGAAAAUGAACAGGAAACAUUUACUAGUAAAAAACAAAAUUCACGAAAUUCUUCUCAAGAUGAUAUUCAAUUGAAAACAAAUAGAGUUGAAAAUUCUUUAGGUACAUCAGAAUUAUUAAUAACAAGUUCAAGAUGUAGACAAAGUAAAAAGAAAGCUGAAGAACGUAUUUCAACAAUUUCCAAAGCAUUCGAAGAUGAAUCAUCAAUACCCGAUGAUGAUCUUAUAAUUAAGAGUCAAAAAUUAUCAAAAAAUAAAGAAACUUCCAAUGAAUAUAAAAAUCAAAUGAAAAAUAUUUCCGAAAAUAAUUUUUACUCAGACUAUAAAGAAGAAGAGGAAAUUCCGAAAAAGAUGAAAAAAACAAAUGAUGAAGAAAUUGACAACAAAUCUGAAUAUUUGAAAAAAAAUGAAGAAUUUAAUUUGCAGGAGUCAUCAAGUCAAAAUAUUGAACAAUUAAAUCCAAAGAGUCCAUCAAAUAUUUCACAAUUAACGCAAAAUUCAGAAGAUGAUGAUGAAGAUGAACUUGAAGAUGUUCUUUUAAGAAGACGAAUGUCACCAUUUUUCGAUUAUAAUAAUUCCUAUACAUCAUUGGGAAGCAGUACAAAUGAUGAAUCAAGUGAUGAGGAACAAAAAAAUUAUCAAGAAAAAGAAGAAGAAGAAGAAGAAGAAGAAGAAAAAAAUCCCUUACGUAGAAAAAGUUGUUCAAGUGAAUUUUCAGGUGAGAAAAUUGUUAUUCGUUCACCAAUUGCAAAUCACGAGAUGAGAGCCGAAGUUGUAACAAUAGCGCCAACAGAUGCUAUUGAAGAUAAUGCUCUCGAUGUACCACAGGAAAUUAUUUCAGCAACUGCCGCUGUAACACAACAUAAAUCACGACAAGGAAAAGUUUUGAAUUUUGAUGAAGAAUUAUUUGUUGAAUGUUGUUCAAGAUUAAAAGCAACAACUGAAAAAGAAUUACGAGGUGCUAAAAAAAUAAAACUCGAUCAUACUGAAAAUUAUCGCAAAGAAAUUCCCAUACAAUUUUUUGCCCCCUCUAAAGAUCGUUGGAGAGACGCUGAGAGUCAAAAUAGUUUGGGCAGUCUUCUCGAAUCAGUUAAUCAGCUAUUGGGUGAGGAAAUGUAUGGCAACAAUGAUAAGGAUAAUCGCGGUCACGAUAAACAAAGUGAACGUUCAAGUAGAUCAGCAAGUCCAGAUGCAUCUCGUCCUGAUAAUCUUGGCUAUGAGGAUAGUUUAGACGUUGCUUUUGAGCACAAUAACAAACUUCGGGAUAAGAUACAGCAACGUAUGAGAGAAAGUGAAAAUCUUAUCUCAAAUGCUUUUGGUCAAAAGAGUAAUAACAGUGGGGAUUAUCAAAUCAAUCAAUUUAUACCAAGAGAAAAUCGCGAGGAAAUUGAAUAUAAUUAUGAACGAAUGCAAAAUCAAUUUAAUUCACCAAAUUUAAAUACAAAUGGAAUUUAUAACAAUCAAUCUCUUCACGGUGGUCUUUUGGAUAAAGCACUAUCCAAUUUAUUACACAAUAACGAUAAACACGAUCAUAAUGGAUCAACACCAAUGACAGUUUUAGCAGAACUUGCCUGUGCACGAGCUCCAUCGUCAACACAAGAUUCCAUGAAAUUCACAUCAGAAAAGAAAGAAUCAAUUGCAAAUAUAACAAAUUUCAAAGAUUUUACAAUUAACAAAAAAAGUAAAAAUCCAAUAAAAGAACUUUUUGAGCGUAAAAAAGAACUCUACGAAAGAAAACAAAUUGAAAAAGCCAAUGUUAUUACAAAAACAAAUUUACAAAAGGGAAAAAAAUCAAAAAAAUCGAAAAAACGCCAAGAAUUUCCAUUAAUUCGCAACGAUCAAUACGAUGGAUUAGCUGAAAAGAAAAAACGACGCGAUAUUUUUGAAAAGAAAGACGAUUUAAAUUCAUCAAAAACAAAAGAUGUCUAUGAUUUUGAAGAUGAAGAAAGUCAAAUGGAAUCUGGUUUUAGUUCAGUUUUAUCCUAUAGAAAAACAGAAACAAAUUUCAAAGAUUUAAAUAGUUUAAUAUCAAAAUCAUCAAGUUUAGAAAAUGAUAGUAAUUUUAGUAAACGUUUGGAAUCAAUAAUUGAUAAUAAAUUGAAAAAUAGUGAAAAAUUUGCACCAAAAACAAAAGGUGCACUAAAAGCAUUUCAAAGUGAAGAUAAAUUAAUCACCGGUCCAAUGGAUGAUUUUGUUGAGAGAAAGAAAAAUUCUAAACGUUCAAUAGAACAAAUAAAUAAACAUUCGAAACAAAAAAAGAAAAAUAAACAAACAAAAAGAAAAUCAAGAAAUGCAUGGUAUGAAAAUGAUAGUUCUGAUGAAUUUAUAACAGCGGCAAAAACUGAAGAUGUAGGCGUUGGAAUUUCCAAAAGUCAACGUACAUGUUCAAAAGGCAAACAAAAUCUUUUUGCUGAAUUAUCAACAUCAUCGGAAAGUGAAUCAAUUCAAAAUGAUAAUGACGAAGAAUUAAUAAUACAAAAACAAGAUGAAAAAAUAGAACAAAAUUAUCAAGAUAGUUUAAAUAUCGAAGAGAGUAAAAAAUCAUUCGACGAUAUUGAUAAUGAUACUUAUAAUUGGGAUGAAAAAAAUAAUUUAUCAACAACUGAUUCUGAAUCAGAAUCAGAAUUAAUUAUUGACUUAAAAAAAGAUAGCGAAGAAAAUAAAGAAGAAAUUUCUGAUGAUGAUGAGAAAGAUGAUAAAAUAAUAGAAAAUUCUGAACAAUCAAAAAAAGAAUGGAUUCCACUUGAAGAGGCUCUCAAUUUAUUAGAAAAAAAUGAUAAUCUUGAUGGUAUAACAAAGGAAAUGAAAAUUUUUGCCAAAGCAUCAAGAACAAAAGCAAUAAGAAGUGAAAGUGAAAGUUCUAAUAAUAAAUUUAAUAAAGAAUCUAAAGAAAAUCACAUUCCACAAGAUGAACAAGAAACACAAAAUGAUGAUUUAUCAGUACUACCGGAAAAACUUACAACAAAUGAAAAACCAGAAAAAGAAUCGGGAAAUCUUCCUCUUCAUGUAUUUCUUAGUAGAAAAGUACAAGAAUCAAAAAAACGUAAACAAUUACAACGUAAAAAUAAAAAAUUACAACAAGCAUCAAUGACAAAUUUUGAACCAAUAAGAAGACAACGUAAAUGUGCAAUUGGAAAACAAGGACUAUUAGCUGAAAUAAGUAGUUCCGAUGAUGAUGAGGAUUUUACAAAAAUUUCCCAUCGACGCUCUAAAGAAAAAUCAGAAAAUGAAAAAUCACGUAAACCAAAAAAAGAAUCAAAAGAAAAAAGAAAAGAAAGAUAUAUUGAAAAGAAACACGAGCAAAUGAUUGCUAAGGAACAAAAAGCAAUUGAAGAGGAAAUUUUACGUGAAUUGGGUAAAAAUAAAGAUGAAAUGAAAAAUUCUGAUAAUGAACAAUUGGAAAAUGAACAAGAAAAUAAUGAAAAGCAAAAUAAAAAGAAACAUCAAAAUAAAAAAAAUUCUCACACUGAUGAAAUUGAAGAGAAUGAAUCAUGUGAUUCUGAAGCGGAGAGAAAAUUGUCAAAAACAAAUCAAAAAUGUAAGAAAAAUAUAAAAAAAAAUAAAAGUAGACGUAAUUCAAUGUCAAGUAGUAAAGAUUCAAAAGAACGUAGAUUAUCAAGUAGUAAACGUGAUUCAGAUGAUGAAGAAUUGAGAACAACAAAAUCAUGGAAUAAAGUUGAUGACGAUGUUGGCGUGGCAAUUGGAAGAAGAAAACGUGCAGCAGCAAAUCAACUUUAUUAUUGGUCGAGUUCAAGUGAUGAGGAUGAAAUGAUUGAAACAACACCUAUAGCCGAAGAAGAAAAUGAUCGAUUAGAACAACAUGGUUGGAUUGUUGGUGAUUCGCAUAAAAAAAUGAUCACCAUGCUGGCAAUGGAAAAACAAUUAAAAGAAAAACGUCGUCGCAGUGAGGAUGAAUUUGAAUCCGGCAAGGGAAAAAGCAAAAAACACAGAAAUAGUACGUCUUGAUACGUAUUUCACGAUUAGAUUUCUUAAAAAAAUUUUUUAGCUAAAUUUUUUUUUAAUUUUAAUUCUAAAAAAGGAAGCGAAUUUUUCUUUAUUUUAAAUGAAUUUUUUUUUUUAUGGCUUGAAUUAUAAAAAAUGCCUUUCCGUAUUAAAUUUAAUUAUAACACAUUACUGCCACAAAAAUAAUUUUUUUUUUUUCAAAUUAGCAUAAAUUUCUAUUUUAAAUUAUCAGUUUGUAAUUAAUACAAAAAAAAAAGUAUGGAAAGAUGUAAAUAUUUGUUUUACGCAAUACGAUAGCGUAACCCCCUUCGAAUAAUAAUCGAUAGUUGAUAUGAAUACGAUUAUACGGUAAUAUGAUUAGACUGAAUAAAAAAAAUUAUAAACGAAAAUAAGAUCACGCAAAGGGCAGUUUUAGGACAAUACUAGUACAUUUUUUUUAAUGUUUAGUUUAUAUUUAAUUUAUAGGGAAAUUUUUUUGCAAAAGUAAUAUUUAAGAAAUCAAUUUAUAUAAAAAAAAAAAUCAAUUCCAAUGGACAUUGUAAAUAGGGGUCCAAUUCAAAAAUGCUUUUGCUAGCUUUUGUGAUUUCAUAACUAUAUAUAUACAACAUAUCUUAUGAAAAAAAAAAAAAAAUUGAAAAAAAUAUUUUCUUUUUUAUUUGGUGCAAAAAAAAAAAAUUCGUAUUUUGUUUGUGUUGUGACUAAUAAAGAUCUCAUUAUGUGUCACGAUUCAAAAAUGCCCGAUGCAUUAUAUGCUAUAUAUUGUUAAUGCGAAAAAAAAAAUCGUGAUCACUUCGUUUUUAAGCCUAUAGUGGGUGCACAUAAAUAGCGAGUACCUUCACAAAAAAAAAUUUGCAUAUUGAAUAAAUAUUAUAUAUAUAUAUAUUAUAUUAUAAACGUUAUAUGUAUAACAUAACGAUUAAUUAUAAUAUAGAUUUUAUUGUAAAUGUACUGCCAUAAUCAUAUUAUCAGAAUGAAAGCCUAUUAAAUAGUUAUAUUAUUAUUUCUGUAAAGACGAGAGUGUUUAGCACAAAAGUAGAAAUAUCCAGUGUAAAUAGUACAUAUUUUCAAUGUGUCUGGAAAAGUAUGUUUUGUAAUAUAAGCAUUGCGAAGGAAAAUAAAAUUAAUAAUUAAGAAAAAAAAAGAAAA